This is a messenger RNA of Physella acuta, 996 nucleotides long. RefSeq names its product D(2) dopamine receptor-like. The record is from RefSeq and is a predicted model, not a curated record. Gene Ontology annotation, biological process: G protein-coupled receptor signaling pathway. NCBI's taxonomy places the organism in Eukaryota, Metazoa, Mollusca, Gastropoda, Physidae. Gene Ontology annotation, molecular function: G protein-coupled receptor activity. Gene Ontology annotation, cellular component: plasma membrane.
AUGAACAGUAGCGAGUCAGCUUCCGGUAGCUUAGCUCCCACCGACCAGACGACCACUAGUGGUCUGCCGUCUGCUGUGUACAAGGGGAACGCACUCUUGAUCCCUGUUGUGUUUUUGAUGUCGGCGCUGAUCAUAUUUGGGAACAUGAUGACGCUGUUGGCCAUUCAAAAGUUGCCAUCUUUACAAACCAAGUCUAACGUCUUCGUGGCCUCUCUAGCAGCGGCGGACAUGAUGGUAGGGGUUGUGCUGAUCCCCUACGGGUUGUGGCUGGUGCCCGCCAUCAGACAGCUAGUCGACGAGGACAUCUCCAUCUGUCUUCUGCUCAUGUCAGCCGGCUCCUCCGCCGUUGUGAUCAGCAUCCUGAGUCUACUGCUGGUUGCCCUCGAUAGACUGGUGUUCAUCAGCCGACCUUUCUUCUACCAACGUGUAGUGACCAACAGGGUCAUCGCAGCCGGGGUCGCCUUGCCCUGGACUCUUGGUCUAACGUUUGGUAACAGCCAGUGGUUGAUCUACGCGCCGACCACCCACCCGCCGCAGUGUGUGGUGACCUACAUGUUGCCUGAAGCCUACUAUAAGUACGCAGCUCCGUGGAUGUAUUUCGCCUCGUGCUCGGCCGUCCUGUGCAUGUACGCGCACAUCGCCAUGAUCGCGCGCAGACAGCGGCUGGCCAUCAGGAAACACAACACCGUCCGGCCGAUGGUCCAGGUCGGCUCGGAGAAAAUCACCGAGAAGAACUGGAAAGCCGUCAAGAUGAUGAUGACGGUGUUCGGCGUGUUUUUUGUCUGCUGGACGCCCCGCUUUGUCCUGUACUCGGCCGCCGGUCCCCAGCUGGACGCCUGGCUGCCGGAGAUCGUGUACGACCUGAGCCUGCUGCUGGGUCUGCUCAACUCGGGCGUCAACUUCCUCGUCUACCCCGCCCACAACCACGAGUUCCGGCGCGCCUUUAAGCUCAUCCUCUGCUGCACGACAAAGGAAAAGCUCGUGUUUCUGGCUUAA